Molecule: messenger RNA, 447 nt
Organism: Nyctereutes procyonoides (raccoon dog)
Lineage: Eukaryota; Metazoa; Chordata; Mammalia; Carnivora; Canidae
Gene: HBE1
Product: hemoglobin subunit epsilon 1
Exons: 3
Coding region: 4-447 (147 amino acids)
Biological process (GO): hydrogen peroxide catabolic process; oxygen transport
Cellular component (GO): haptoglobin-hemoglobin complex; hemoglobin complex; blood microparticle
Molecular function (GO): heme binding; peroxidase activity; oxygen binding
Source: RefSeq, a predicted model, not a curated record
AUCAUGGUGCAUUUUAGUGCCGAGGAGAAGGCUGCUAUCACUAGCCUGUGGGGCAAAGUGAAUGUGGAAGAUGCUGGAGGCGAGGCCCUGGGCAGGCUCCUGGUUGUUUACCCCUGGACCCAGAGAUUCUUUGACAACUUUGGCAACCUUUCCUCUGCUUCUGCCAUAAUGGGUAACCCCAAAGUCAAGGCCCAUGGCAAGAAGGUGCUGACUUCCUUUGGAGAUGCUAUUAAGAACAUGGACAAUCUCAAGGGCACCUUUGCUAAGCUGAGUGAGCUGCACUGUGACAAGUUGCACGUGGAUCCCGAGAACUUCAGGCUCCUGGGCAAUGUACUGGUGAUCAUCCUGGCUUCUCAUUUUGGCAAGGAAUUCACCCCCGAUGUGCAGGCUGCUUGGCAGAAACUGGUGGCUGGUGUUGCCACUGCUCUGGCCCACAAAUACCACUGA